AUGGCUUUUCUUGGCAGCAGCGUUUCCCUUAGCCGUCUACUAGCAACGCUGAUGCUCCUGAUUAUUCUAGCAGCCGAGAGGCGGGUCUGCAUCAGGAUCCCAGAACGGAUCAUUGAAACCGCAGGAGACGUACCCAACAACCAGUCCUUGAAAACAGCAGUUUUCGCUCUGGGAAGCUUUUGGAGAUCUGAAGCUGUCUUUGGGUGCUUGAAUGGGGUUGUUCAGACCACUGUCGGUUACGCUGGCGGAUCCAAAAUCAACCCUGAGUACAGAAGCUUGGGUGAUCAUGCUGAGUCUGUCCAGGUUAUAUACGAUCACAGGCUGAUUAGCUUUAGGCAACUUUUGGAGAUUUUCUGGUCAAGUCAUGAUUAUAGGCAAGUAUUUGGGCAAGGUCCUGAUGUGGGUAACCAAUACAGAUCUAUCAUUUUCACAAACGGAACUGAAGAGUCCAGAUUGGCUGCUGUGAGCAAAGAGAGAGAACAAACUAAAUCAAAGAGUAGCAGUGUAACUACUCAAAUCCUACCACUUGGAACAUUUUAUUCUGCUGAGCCUGAACAUCAGAAGUUUGAGCUGAAGCGUAGGCCAUUUCUUCUCCAAUUAAUUGGAAACUUGCCUGAAGAGGAACUUGAGAGGUCAAGAUUGGCUGCAAAACUGAAUGGCUAUGCUGCAGAGCUUUGUCCUCCAAAAAUUCAGAGGCAGAUUGAUGCAAAGAUCAAUGAAAUUAUUAAAAAAGGAUGGCCUAUUUUGAGAGACUUGUAG
Molecule: messenger RNA, 759 nt
Organism: Prunus armeniaca (apricot)
Lineage: Eukaryota; Viridiplantae; Streptophyta; Magnoliopsida; Rosales; Rosaceae
Source: the annotation of a GenBank genome assembly